GCUGCUGCUGUGCGCGCCCUCCCUGCCCCCUGAGCGCCCGGCCGGCAGCGCCUCCGAUCUCCCCGUCUGCCCCAUGAAGCGAUGGCAGCGGCCAAUUUCUGCAAGAUCCAGAUAGGGAUCUACGUGGAGAUCAAGCGCAGCGAUGGCCGAAUUCAUCAAGCUAUGGUAACAUCCCUAAAUGAAGAUAAUGAAAGUGUAACUGUUGAAUGGAUUGAAAAUGGAGAUACUAAAGGCAAAGAGAUUGACUUGGAGAGCAUAUUUUCACUUAACCCAGAUCUUUCACCUGUUGAAGAUAUUGAACCUAGUCCAGAGACACCACCACCACCUACUCCAGCAGCCAAAGUAAACAAAAUCGUGAAGAGUCGACGAACUGCGGCACCUAUUAAGAAUGACAUUCCUGCCAGAGAUAACAGAGUGGUUGGUUCUUCACGUCUGCGGCCUACUCAGCUUCCUGAGCAGUCUUCUUCCUCACAACAAAAUGGUACUGUUUCAGAUAUAUCUCCAGUUCAAGCUGCAAAAAAGGAAUUUGGACCCCCUUCACGUAGAAAAUCUAAUUGUGUAAAAGAGGUUGAAAAAUUGCAAGAGAAACGUGAAAAAAGAAGGUUACAGCAACAAGAACUUAGAGAAAAAAGAGCUCAGGAUGUUGAUUCUACAAACCCAAAUUAUGAAAUUAUGUGCAUGAUAAGAGAUUUUAGGGGAAGUUUGGAUUAUAGACCAUUGACAACUGCAGAUCCUAUCGAUGAGCACAGGAUAUGUGUUUGUGUACGAAAACGACCCCUCAAUAAAAAAGAAACUUUAAUGAAAGACCUCGAUGUAAUAACAAUUCCUAGUAAAGAUGUUGUGAUGGUACAUGAACCAAAACAAAAGGUGGAUUUAACAAGGUACCUAGAAAACCAAACUUUUCGUUUUGAUUAUGCCUUUGAUGACACAGCUCCUAAUGAAAUGGUUUACAGGUUUACAGCUCGACCAUUAGUGGAGACCAUAUUUGAAAGGGGAAUGGCCACUUGUUUUGCAUAUGGACAAACAGGCAGUGGAAAAACCCAUACUAUGGGUGGUGACUUUUCAGGAAAGAACCAAGAUUGUUCUAAAGGAAUAUAUGCACUCGCAGCUCGAGAUGUCUUUUUAAUGCUAAAGAAGCCAAAUUAUAAGAAGUUGGAACUUCAAGUAUAUGCAACAUUUUUUGAGAUCUACAGUGGUAAGGUUUUUGACUUGUUGAACAGGAAGACAAAAUUAAGAGUGUUAGAAGAUGGUAAACAGCAAGUCCAGGUGGUGGGAUUGCAGGAACGGGAAGUCAAAUGUGUUGAAGAUGUUCUUAAGCUUAUUGAAAUAGGCAACAGCUGCAGGACAUCUGGCCAGACAUCUGCAAAUGCACACUCAUCUCGAAGCCAUGCAGUGUUUCAGAUUAUUCUCAGAAGUAAAGGGAAAUUGCAUGGUAAAUUUUCUCUUAUUGAUUUGGCUGGCAAUGAAAGAGGAGCAGAUACUUCCAGUGCAGAUAGACAGACACGACUGGAAGGUGCUGAAAUUAACAAGAGCCUUUUAGCACUUAAGGAGUGCAUUAGAGCCUUAGGCCGAAAUAAGCCUCAUACACCAUUCAGAGCAAGUAAACUUACUCAGGUGCUGAGAGAUUCAUUCAUAGGAGAAAACUCCCGUACCUGUAUGAUCGCUACAAUUUCUCCAGGGAUGGCAUCAUGUGAAAACACUCUAAAUACACUGAGAUACGCAAAUAGAGUAAAAGAAUUUGGAAUUAGUCCUUCGGACAUUCCCUUCUCACAGGGUAGUGGCAGUCGCUCCGAUCUCUCUCCUUCCUAUGAGUAUGACGACUUUUCUUCUUCAGUCACCAGGGUGAAGGAGCUGAUGGUUGAUCCUAGUGCUUCAGGAGAUAUCCGUCCCAUUAUACAUAAUGCUCCUAAUCAGAUGGAUGACUUAGAGACCCAGUGGGGUGUGGGGAGCUCUCCUCAGAGAGAUGAUCUCAAACUGCUUUGUGAACAAAAUGAAGAGGAAGUUUCUCCACAGUUGUUUACUUUCCAUGAAGCUGUGUCACAAAUGGUAGAAAUGGAAGAGCAAGUAGUAGAAGACCACAGGGCUAUCUUCCAGGAAUCUAUUAGAUGGCUGGAAGAUGAAAAAGCUCUUCUUGAGAUGACAGAAGAAGUAGACUAUGAUGUGGAUUCUUAUGCUACCCAACUUGAAGCAAUUCUAGAGCAAAAAAUUGAUAUUCUAACGGAACUUAGAGAUAAAGUGAAAUCUUUCCGGGCAGCUCUACAAGAAGAGGAACAGGCUAGUAAACAGAUCGACCCGAAAAGACCACGUGCCCUUUGAAGUGGGUCUUUGCUGCUAAAGGAAUCCAUGAACUCAUACUACUGU
Molecule: messenger RNA, 2361 nt
Organism: Calypte anna (Anna's hummingbird)
Lineage: Eukaryota; Metazoa; Chordata; Aves; Apodiformes; Trochilidae
Product: kinesin-like protein KIF2A
Exons: 21
Coding region: 82-2316 (744 amino acids)
Biological process (GO): microtubule-based movement
Molecular function (GO): microtubule motor activity; microtubule binding; ATP binding
Source: RefSeq, a predicted model, not a curated record